Messenger RNA from Panicum virgatum (switchgrass), 1545 nucleotides. RefSeq lists its product as uncharacterized. The record is from RefSeq and is a predicted model, not a curated record. Bases 169 to 1461 code for a protein of 430 amino acids. Lineage: Eukaryota; Viridiplantae; Streptophyta; Magnoliopsida; Poales; Poaceae. The transcript has a single exon.
AUUCUCCGACUCCAGUUACCCCAACUCCGAUCCGGACUCACCCCUCAUGCAAGUCCGAUUCUUGCACUACCGUUCCCAAAAUCGAUCCCGAUUCUCCCUUCUCCUCUACUUAAGCCAGAGCUCAAUCAGCAGAAGGCAGAGAUCGAUACACAUUUUUUUUUACAUACAAUGGGAGAUGGGGAACCAAUGGAUGCACGGAGGAUCACCCCUCUCUGCGUCCGCCUGCUCACGGCCGGCCACCCUCCCAACCAGCAGGCUUCCCCAACUUGCUGGAUCCUGCUCGACCUGCACGCCUACGUCGCCGACCGGGAGAACGCCACUUCCGCGUGGGGCACGAUGAGCAACGGCAAGGCGAUCCGGGUCACCUUCUGCACCGCGCCCCCUCCGCUCGUCUCCUACAUCUGCGUCUGGAGCCCCGAUGCCGAGAUCGGCCUGGAGCCGACCGUCGAGGCCGCGGAGUCCGACCUCAUCCUCAUCUGCGUCUUUCUUCGCGAUAGCCGCGACAAGGACGACUGCUUCGUCUACAAGGCCGCCGGCAGCAGGGGGCCCUCGCUGCGGCUGCUCCAGGACCCCGAGCCCUGCUGGCCCGAGCGCUACAACUACACCCUCCUCGCCCACCGCGACAUCGGCUACCCACACGCCGCGGCGGAGGGCGACGACCACUACUGCAUCGCCGCGCUGAAUGGGUUCAGGCGCAGCGGCCCUGGGGACUUCAAGCUCUGGCUCUUCAACUCCAUGGACGGGGAGUGGAGCACCAUGCCUGUUUCGGUGGGCGAUAUCUUCUGCCACAUCACCUCCAAAACGAUCGCGCUCGGAGGGGGUGGUCUGCUGGGCUUCGUCGACCCCUGGCGGGGCAUCAUCGUCUGCGACGUGCUCGGCCGCAAACCUGCACGCUACCUGCAGCUCCCCACGCCUCUCAUCAGACUCGACAAGUUCCGUGACGAGCCUUUGCUUGAGAGGGACAUUGCCUUCGUUGAAGGUCGACUCACCGUUGUUGAGCUGACGAGACCUGCUGUCCAACAAGGCAGCAUCUGUAAUUCCCGGAGCAGGCAGAUUUCCUCAUGGAGUAGGGCUGUGAGUGAUCAAUGGGAGGAGGAUUGGCGGAUGGACUACGUGAUCCAGUCUCCUGAUAUCUCAGUUGACAACACUGGCAGUGUAGAUCACUCGCUGCUGAACCUGCCGGACGGCAAUGAUCGGCAGCCAAGCCUGGGGAAGCUCUACAUAGACCAUCGUACAUUGAGCUUGAGCGACAGUCGCAUUGUUUACAUCAUGGGUCAGGUCAACCCCCGGGACAAAAAGGCACUAGUAUUGGCCAUUGACAUGAGUAUCUCGAAGCUACAGGGAGUAGCCAUGUUUGACGCAGAAAGGAUGAUUGGCUUUACUUACACGCAAUCUAGGAUCUCCAAAUAUUUCAACGCGGCUCCAGGUGAUCCCUCAUUUCCUUUAUUUACCAGCACUUGAGGUUGAAUUAGUACAAACCCCUAGAUAAAUUUGCCAGCAAACUGAUAAAUACGCGUGGUUCUUUCUGCCGAUAUAUAUAUAUAU